Messenger RNA from Drosophila busckii, 1617 nucleotides. Its product is annotated as luciferin 4-monooxygenase. The transcript is spliced from 3 exons. Gene Ontology annotation, biological process: long-chain fatty acid metabolic process; fatty-acyl-CoA biosynthetic process. NCBI's taxonomy places the organism in Eukaryota, Metazoa, Arthropoda, Insecta, Diptera, Drosophilidae. The record is from RefSeq and is a predicted model, not a curated record. Gene Ontology annotation, molecular function: long-chain fatty acid-CoA ligase activity. The coding region runs from base 1 to 1617 and encodes 538 amino acids.
AUGUUUUACAAGCCCGAGAUUGCUUAUGAUGCUGUAAGCAAAGUGUGGAGCAGCAGAGCUGAGUUCGAUCACUUUGCGCCCGAUUUGUCCAUAGGCGAGAUAAUCUAUCGCGAAAUGCAGCGUCAUCCCCAGCAAAUUGCGCAGAUUUCAGUUACAGAGCGCACAGAGCUGCGGCGCGAUGAGCUGCACUUGAAUAGCAAAGCUGUGGCAAGUUACAUGCGGCAGCUGGGACUGUUGCAAACAGAUAUUGUGGGCAUUGUCGCCAGGAAUACGACGCAUUUGUCAGCUGUGGCCUAUGGCUGCUUCUAUAUGGGCAUAGCUUUUCAUUCGCUGAACAUAAACUAUGAGCAGGCGACGAUUAGUCAGCUAUUUAACAUAACCAAACCGCGUCUGCUGUUCUGCGAUGGCGACGAGUAUGAAAUGCUGAAAGCAGCCACAAAGCAACUGGAUUGUUACAUUGUUACCAUGCGGCGACAUGUGGCUGGAGUCAUGAGCAUAGAGCAAGUGCUGCAAACGCCAGUGCCGCUGGAUUUCAAACCCGCAAAGCUGCAGCAGGGCAACAAUCAAACGUUGGCUAUACUUUGCACCAUCGGCACGCCCAAGGCGGUGACCAUCACCAACAGCAGAAAGAUACUGAACGGCAAUCUCAUGUUGACCACCUCGGAUGUGCAGUACUCCCACAGGACUUUGGACUGCCUAACUAGCCUCAUCACGACCAUAACCACAGCUGUCUUCAGCACCAAGCGCAUCAUCGCCGACAAUGCGUUCGAUGCGGAACAGACUCUGCGGCUAAUCGAGACAUAUAAAGUCAGUUGGCUGCUGUUGGCGCCAGCACAUUUCGGCAGUCUCGUCAGCAGUCCGUUGUUCGAGAGGACGAGCCUUGACAGUGUGCAGCACUGCAUGUUUACGGGUGGACGCUGCUCCUUGAGGGUGCAGCAGGCGCUGCGGCAGCGACUGAGCAGCGAUGGCAUGCACUUUGCCUAUGGCAUGACUGAGGUUGGCAGCUGGGCGACAUUGAAUUGGAACUUUGAUGAGAAGCCCACUUCCGUGGGGCGACCAACUGCAGGCUUUCAGCUCAAAAUUAUUGAUGAGCGUAAUGCGGCGCGGGGCCCCAAUGAACUGGGUGAGAUCUGCUUGCAUAAUGGCCAAUACUGGGCUGGCUACUUUGGCGAUCCUCAAGAGUCGCAGCAGCUGCGUGAUGCUGCAUUUUGGUUUCACACUGGCGAUCUGGGCUAUGUGGAUGCGGAUGGCUUUCUCUAUGUGCUGGAUCGCAACAAAGAAAUAGUCAAACAUCAAAAUAUUAUGUAUUAUCACAAUGAGCUGGAGGAGCUUAUAGCGCGCAUGCCGCAGGUUGCAGACGUCUGUGUUUUUGGCAUUUGGAGUGAGCGCAAUGGCGAUGAGCCGGCUGCUGUUGUAGUUAAGCGAGCUGGCGCGGAGCUGCAAGCCGCAGAGGUCGUUGCCUAUGUGCAACAGCAUGUGGCAGCUCAUUACAAGCAACUAAUUGGUGGCGCGCUUAUUGUCGAUGAUUUGCAGCGCAGUCCGAAUGGCAAAAUAAAUCGAGCUGCCAACAAGUCGCACUUUCUGCAAGUCAAAGGUCAAAUAGAAAAGUCAAAUUAG